Messenger RNA from Paramecium octaurelia, 1623 nucleotides. NCBI's taxonomy places the organism in Eukaryota, Ciliophora, Oligohymenophorea, Peniculida, Parameciidae. The record is from the annotation of a GenBank genome assembly.
AUGAUUAUAGUGCUUAUCCUUUUGAGAGUAAUUCAAAAUGCUGAAAGUCAAUUUUAUCCUUUAUACACUGUUUUCAGUGAUAAGAAUUAUAAUAAUGAAGGUUUAUCAAUUAGUAAUUAAUUAGGAUGGUAAGUUAAAAGCUCUUAUGGCACUACUCUAUUUACCCAAUGUGAUAAUCAAACAUUGUUUGGGGGUUUUAACACUUUCGGUAAAAGCACAUUAAUUACUUAUAAUUCAAGUCUUCCUCCUCAUUAUUAAAUAAUAAUUUCAGUCAAAAUUUGGAAGUAUAUGACAACUUUUUAUUUUAGAAUUGAUAGUUGGAAUGAUGAAUGGAUUUACAUGUUAUUAGAUGAGAAAAUAAUAAAACAAUAGUAUCCUAUUGGAGAAGGUAGUCGAAUUUGCGGUAUUCCUGAUGAAGAUGAAGUGUUCUCAUAUGAAGUCUAGAUGAUUCAUACCAAUAAAUUUAUUUUUAUCAUAAUAACUUCAACAUUAGAUUAAGCAGCAAACAAUGUAUAAAUAUGAAAAAUUUAGGAAUCAUGGGGGAUUAGUGAUUUCAAAAUUGAAAUUAUGCAAUGCCCAAAAGGGUGUAAUUAUUGCUUUGAUGAUCUCAAUUAAUGUGACUAUUGGAUAAAUCUUAAAUCAUAUUUAUAAACUCCAAGUGAAUUUAAUCAAUGGAAAAGGGAUGAUAAUACAACUAUCUCUUCAAGUAUAUGUGCUGGUUUUAAUAUAACCGGUGGACAACAUAUAUUAGGAGUAAAUUAAACAGCUUAAAAUAUAAUCUUCGACUUGCCUCCACAUUUUUAGGCUUUAGUAGAGUUGAAACUCUGGUUGUUUGAUAAUUGGCUGAAUGAAACUUUUAUUCUUAAGCUUGAUGACCUCCAAUUAUUAGAAGAACCCUUAAAUUAAUCUGGUCCACCUAUUAAUUGCGGUAGCCUUACACUAAAAGUUGCUUUUAUAAAUUUAAGAGCUUAAACUAGUCAUUCUUAAGACUCAAUGAAAAUCACAUUUGCUACUAAAUCAAAUUCAAGUAAUAUGAAAUAUUGGGGAGUUAAUGCAAUUGAAGUAUAUGUUGCUAAAUGUUCAAUUAAUUGUUAGUCGUGCUUAGGACCUGGGGCAAAAUAAUGUACUGCUUGCAUUCAAGAUUGGAUCCUUUUUAAAGGAUAAUGUAUUCAUUAUGAUAAAAUUCCUCCUUUAACCUGCGGUUAUAUCAAGAUUGUUUAAAAACUAAAACAAAUUUCAAAUAAUAUCAACUAAAUAUAGUUUAAAAGCGAUUUAAUAGCUUAGGAAACCUUAAAAUUAGGUGAAAAUGAAAUAGAAUUUGAUUCUACAACGCCAGUUUUAAACUUUGAAAUUCAGGCCCGAUGCCCACAAAAUUUAAGAAUUCACAAUUCCAUUCACUCAUAUAUUAGAUGCAACAAUUAGCAAAUUUAUAUGUUUACUCGUAGUUGCUAAAAUAAUUCCACAAGUUUUAUUUUUUAAAUAAAUUUCUAUUAAAAGUUUGAACAAAUUAAAUAAUUUAUACUGAAGUUAAGUGAAACAAGCGUUGAAUUGUAUUAAUUAGUAAUUCUGGAUUAUUAAUUAACCAAAAUUUUAACCUUUAGCUUAAAUUUCACAUAGAUUUGA